This is a messenger RNA of Gossypium raimondii (Peruvian cotton), 1380 nucleotides long. RefSeq lists its product as uncharacterized. The record is from RefSeq and is a predicted model, not a curated record. Lineage: Eukaryota; Viridiplantae; Streptophyta; Magnoliopsida; Malvales; Malvaceae. The transcript has a single exon. Bases 25 to 861 code for a protein of 278 amino acids. Gene Ontology annotation, biological process: shoot system development; root development.
AAAGCACAGAAAAGAAACACAUAAAUGGCUGCCUCAAGUGGUCAUGUUCGUUCAAGCAGUUUGCCAAUCAAUACUCAUCCACUAGUUGUAAGUGUUGAGGAGCAGUUAACCAGAUUGAGGGCAUCACAACAAGAAACAUCCUCGUCCAUGAGCAACAGAUUGGGAGGUUUAAAAGAAUUGUACCACCGAGUUGAUGAUUUGUUUCAAUUACAGUUUCCCAGAGCUCUUUGUAUUGAACAUUUAGAGGAUGUGUUGGAUGGAUCUCUUAGAGUAUUGGACGUGUGUGGCACCAUUAGAGAUGAUUUGUCUCGGAUGAGGGAGGGUUUGCAGGGACUUGAAUCCUCCCUCAGGCGAAGAACUGGCCGUGAAUCCUGCUUGGAAGGUGAAAUCAGAGCUUAUAUGGUCACCAGGAAAGAAAUGAAUAAAAUGAUCAGAAAUUUGAAGGGAAUGGACCGGAAAUGUAAAUCGGUGGUGUUGGACAAUGGUUCUGAAAUGGUGAGUGUGGUGAACAUGCUAAGAGAAGCUGAGGAAAUUAGCCUUUCAGUGUUUGAUUCCCUCUUAUCUUUUCUUUUGCUUCCAAAGCGAAGAUCAAAGGCUACCGGCUGGCCUAUUCUUUCAAAAUUAUUGCACUCGAAGCGUGCAUUGUGCGACCGAAUGGAAGCGACUGAAGCCGAGAAACUAGAAGUCGAGUUGAGUCUCUUGAAGUCAAGCAAAGACAUCAAACUUGAACAAGUGCAAAAAUUAUUGAAAGAUCUUGAGGCAUUUCAAGCUACCAUCAAAGAAACAGAAGGGGAUUUGGAGUGCAUCUUUAGACAACUAUUGAAAACCAGAGUCUUCCUUCUCAACAUACUAAACCACUAAUGACCAACACAAUUUUGUAGCAUAUGAUUUUGAUCUCAACUGCUAACAUACACAGCAUAAGAAAAGCAAUAUAUUGGAAAUUAUUCAUCUCCAAUUGCCUCUCUUUUUCUGAUUUUUUCUUAUUAUUAAUAUUCCCAUACAAGGGCUAAAAGUCCCAGCCACGCUUGAGAUGACCAUGGGUUUUAUGGAUUGGUGAGAAACCGAGUCAAUGACCUCUCAGCUAAUGGUAUGUGAUUAUUCAUCAAAACCAUGCGCAUGGACUGCAUUUACUUCAACUCAAUAACGAGCUGUAAAGAUUCCAUUGCGGCACCACAUCGUUUAAUUGUUGCAUGGAGAUCUGCGCAAUCUUCAUGAUUAUUAGAUUACAAUGUUGGUUGUCUACUGUGCAUUUCAUUAUUUUAUUCCUUAACCAAUUCAUUUUAUGGUGUCGCUCUUAUUAAUAUCCAACCGUACUGUAGUGUAAUUUCAGCAACUGUUAACUCAGCUGACUGCUCUUCAACAUGAACAAUAUACGACUCU